CUUCUUUCUUUUUUGUUUGUUAUUUGAAAAAUAAUAGUAUACACAAAGAUGCCAGCUACAAUUAGUAAAAUAAUCGAUAAAGCAAAACCAAGGUUCUCUUUUCAUCAUCGUCAUCACAGUGAUGGUGAAGAGCAUCAUCAACAUCAUGGAAUAUUCGCAUUAAGUAGCAGUUUACCCACUCACCUUUUUGGAUACAAAGAUGGUAAAAAGGAUGACUAUGUGGAACCACCACCAAUUGCUCCAACAGAGACCCAGCCAAGAGAAACGAUGAAGCCUUCGCUACCACCUCCUACUCCUACUAAAGAGGAACGUCAUAAGCCAUCUUCAUCCGUCAGCCCCCAAAACCUUCCGUCGACACCUCCUGCAACACCCGGUGGCUCUUUUUUGGCUGCAGAUAAUGAACCAGCAAAAACUGUCACUCAGACAGAACAAUUAUCUAUGGAUGAACACAACCAGAGUGAAAAACUCGAAAAGGAUAAAUGUCAACUAAAACUAAGUGAUUUCAAAAUUGAGCGUACAGUGGGCACUGGCUCCUUUGGUCGAGUGCAUUUAAUUCAGUCAAAAAUUAAUCAAAGAUAUUAUGCGCUCAAGGUGCUUAAAAAGGCAGAAAUUGUAAAGCUCAAACAGGUAGAGCACACAAAUAAUGAACGCGCUAUACUCGCUAGUGUUCAACAUCCAUUUAUUGUCAAUCUUUGGGGAAGCUUUCAGGAUGAUGCUAACCUCUACAUGGUCAUGGACUAUGUUCCAGGUGGAGAGCUUUUUUCCUUCUUAAGAAAGUCAAAGAAAUUUUCAAACGAAGUUGCUCGUUUUUAUGCAGGAGAAGUAUUAUUGGCUCUUGCUUAUCUCCAUAGUAAGGAUAUCAUUUAUCGAGAUUUAAAGCCUGAAAAUAUCCUGCUGGAUGCACAUGGGCAUAUAAAAGUGACUGAUUUUGGAUUUGCCAAGAAAGUUCCUGAUAUCACUUGGACAUUAUGUGGCACACCUGACUACCUUGCUCCCGAAAUUAUUCAAACAAAAGGAUAUGGGAAGGCGGCCGACUUUUGGGCCUUUGGGGUUCUUAUUUUUGAAAUGCUUGCAGGUUAUCCGCCAUAUUAUGAUGAUAACCAAUUUAAGCUAUACGAAAAAAUUUUGACUACACAGCCAAAAUAUCCUGCACAUAUGGAUGCAGCUGCAAAGGACCUACUAAAGCAUUUGUUAACAACUGACUUGAGCCAACGUUAUGGAAACCUAAAAAGAGGAUACCUUGAUAUCAUGGAACAUAAGUGGUUUGCUCCAUUAGACUUCGAGAAGCUAAUUCAGCGCAAGAUAAAACCACCUCAUAUUCCCCACAUCAAAGGAAGUGGUGAUACAGCAAACUUUGACAAGUAUCCAGAAGAGUUUCAUCCUUAUGGUGUCCCUCAAAAAGAGAACUAUCGAGAUCAAUUUCCUGAUUUUUAAUUGUAAAUUACUGUAUAUUGUAACUGUAAUCAGAAUAAAAAAUACAAAAACAUCUAUUUGAAGC
This is a messenger RNA of Rhizopus microsporus ATCC 52813, 1498 nucleotides long. Its product is annotated as Pkinase-domain-containing protein. Gene Ontology annotation, biological process: peptidyl-serine phosphorylation. NCBI's taxonomy places the organism in Eukaryota, Fungi, Mucoromycota, Mucoromycetes, Mucorales, Rhizopodaceae. The record is from RefSeq and is a predicted model, not a curated record. The transcript has 5 exons. Gene Ontology annotation, molecular function: ATP binding; cAMP-dependent protein kinase activity. Bases 49 to 1434 code for a protein of 461 amino acids. Gene Ontology annotation, cellular component: nucleus; cAMP-dependent protein kinase complex.